AUGCAUAUUUUCGUUCUCUUUGCCAUCCGUGGCCAUAUUGGUAAGGAAAGCUUAUUAUAGAUGAAGAAAUCGGUUUGAGAGUGGGUUUUGUAAUAGCCAUCGGUCGAGUUUGUCAUCAUAUAUUAAAAAAACAGUACCCCUUCUAUCCCAUAAGAGAUAUAUUUUGUUGUCUUUUGAGGUUUUCUCAGAGUAAAAUCACAGAUAGUGUCACGUUCUAAGAAGACACUGCAUUUACACCAAUGUAGAGUAAAAAUAUUCUCCUUUUAUGACAGUUUAGGACAUUUGAUGUUAACAUGGAGAUUAAAAUGUUUUUAUUUAUCACGACUCUAGGAAAGUCUGCUUUUGAGUAAAGUUUCAGUAAUUUUAGUGUACAGCAUUGUAAAAUUCAGUUGCAUAUGAUUCUUCCUCUUCGAUUCAAGUCAGCUCUGAAGUUUUUUUUCGAAGCUCUCCUAUUUUUGAAAAUGAACUCAUUUAAGCUAAAUAUUUCCUUUGGGCACGCAUAGUGCAUGCUUUCUAGUUUUUUUACGAGUUAGCAAAAUGCCCAAGAUGAAUACAGUAUUCCAGUUAUCAAUAGAAUCUGGGUGUUUAAUAUUCAGAGUAAAAGAACUCGAUGAUAUUUGAACAUUACUUUUUAUCAUUUUGUAUUACUUUUUACAUCAUCCUGCAUUUCAAAUAUAUGAAUUUCAUUUAUUCACCUUUUCAUUGCUUUUUCCUUUGCAGUAAAUAUGGGUCGUGUUAUUAGAGGUCAGCGUAAGGGCGCUGGGAGUAUCUUCAAGUCCCAUACCAAACACAGAAAAGGAGCUGCAAAGCUUAGGCCACUGGACUACUCUGAACGUAAUGGUUACUUGAAAGGUGUUGUUAAGGAGAUCAUACAUGACCCUGGACGUGGUGCUCCGUUGGCAGUUGUUAGCUUCAGGGAUCCUUACCGAUAUAGGCUGAGAAAGGAGAUCUUCAUUGCUACAGAAGGGAUGUACACUGGACAGUUUGUGUACUGUGGUAAAAAAGGUAAUCAGUGAUCAAUCCUUGUUACAAGUUUUUGUAGGCACUUUCAUUCAACCAUAUUCUGCAAUAAGAAUACGUGGAUUCACCUCUAGAAAUCACUUGUUUACCACAAUUAUUACAUUGUAGCAUCUACAAAUCUGGUUGAAAUACAAUAUUGAGAUGUGUAUAGUAUUUCAGUGAUCCAAAUCCCCCAGUAAAAUAGAUUUGUAACAAGAUUUCUCUGUAUUCUUGUUCCAGAAUACAGUCAAUAGGUAGUUUUCAUGCAAUCUCGGGAGACACAAAUAACAGUGGUGAAAUGAACAAAUGCUGGUGGACGAACAAAGCGAGCAAAUGAGCGAUCUUUUGUUUACUGUCCACCAGCAUGGCGGCGAUGACGUAACGUGAAAACCAUCUAUCAAAUGUACCCUACAAAAUGAGCACUUUGGAUAGAUUUGGUUAGCUGAUAUUAAAGCUAACUGCAACUUUUUUUUCUAUCACGGCAUUAUAUUCAUGAUCUAAAUCAACUCUCCAUAUUGGCUUCUUUCAGCGGCUCUCCAGAUAGGAAACUGUUUACCCAUUGGCACAAUGCCUGAGGGAACCAUUGUCUGUAACCUUGAAGAAAAAUCAGGCGACAGGGGCAAGGUUGCUCGUACCUCGGGCAACUAUGCUACAGUAGUAUCACACAAUCCUGAAACCAAGAGAACACGUGUGAAGCUGCCCUCUGGUGUGAAGAAAGUCUACCCCUCUGCCAACCGUGCUAUGAUUGGCAUUGUCGCAGGUGGUGGUCGUAUUGAUAAGCCCAUGCUCAAGGCUGGGCGUGCCUAUCAUAAAUACAAGGCUAAGAGGAACUGCUGGCCUCGUGUUCGUGGUGUUGCUAUGAAUGUGAGUAUUGUAAAUUAGACAUCUGGGCCGGGUUGUUCGAAGCUGGGUUAAGAUAACACUGGGUUACUGCAAAAUUUGAACUCAUAUAUGAGAGCUUAAAAAGCAAAUUCAGUUAAAUUCUCUUUACCUACAAUUUGAUGAUUGGAUACUCUAAAAAGAAUAAAGAAAAUUAUCCGAGAAAGUGCUUUUGAUAACAUGAAAAAGAAACCCGGGUUAAUAUUUAACCCCAGGUUAGCGCUGACCGGCGUUCGAACAACUGGGCCCUGAUGUUUGAGGGGAAAUUUUUUCCAAUUUCUAUCAUCAAGGGUUACAGAAUAGCCACUAGGCAACAGGUCUUUUUAGCAGUGAUUUGUUCAAAUUGGUGUAUUAAUUUAUGUCGAUAAUUAUGUGCACGUGGCUACAAUAAGUUGUUAGAUAUUAUACCAGGAUUUUGUCUUCCAUUUCUUCAUACUUUCUGAACUCUUUUAUCCUUUAAUGUUGAAGACAAUGACUGCAGUAGACUUAAUUCAGUGCAUUUUUUUAUUGCUAAUUCCUCAGUAUAAUUAAUGUAACUUUCUAAUGAAGAAUUGAUCCUUUGUGUUUUGCAAAAUAAAGAGUGUAUGGGAGUUUAAACAGAACCACUCUGUAGGUUAAAAUUCUCGCCAGUUAUACCAUCUUAAAACAACAUAACAUAAUAAUGCAUUUAUACUUUGUUUUCAGCCUGUGGAACAUCCUCACGGUGGUGGUAACCAUCAGCAUAUUGGUACACCCUCAACUGUCCGCCGAGACACUUCAGCUGGACGAAAGGUUGGUCUGAUUGCGGCCCGUCGUACUGGACGAAUCAGGGGAGGAAAGAAGAACCUCAAGGGAGACAAGGAAACAGAUUAG
Messenger RNA from Porites evermanni, 2730 nucleotides. The record is from the annotation of a GenBank genome assembly. NCBI's taxonomy places the organism in Eukaryota, Metazoa, Cnidaria, Anthozoa, Scleractinia, Poritidae.